Molecule: messenger RNA, 852 nt
Organism: Capronia coronata CBS 617.96
Lineage: Eukaryota; Fungi; Ascomycota; Eurotiomycetes; Chaetothyriales; Herpotrichiellaceae
Exons: 5
Coding region: 1-852 (283 amino acids)
Molecular function (GO): dioxygenase activity
Source: RefSeq, a predicted model, not a curated record
AUGGCUGAAAGAAUUGUUCCCGAGAUCUCACUCAAAGACUUUGGAAACCGCAGAGAAGAAAUCACCAAGCAGCUCCUUGAGGCGGCUGAAUAUGCGGGCUUCUUCACCUUGGUUGAUCAUGGAAUUUCUGAGGAGGAGAUUGAAUCACAGUUCGCCAUCUCUAAGAGCUACUUUGGCCUUCCAGCCGACGUGAAGGGAAAGAUCCCGCACGACACCAAGACUAACAACGGAUGGGAGUAUAAGGCUCAACUGCGGGCGAGCACCGGGACUUGCGACCAAAAGGAGUCGCUAUGGUUGCGACGUAAUUCGCAAUGGCCGAGUGAUGAGGAUGUUCCUGGUUUCCGCGAAACAACAGAGUCAUUCAUGGCGAAGUGUGCGGAAAUUUCUGCCCAAGUCCUGUCGUGUUUCGCCGUUGCACUAGGACUUCCAGAAGAUCACCUCAGAGUCGCCAACGAUCCAACCCAGCCUGACUGCUUGACUCAACUUCGGCUGAUUCACUACCCUGCAUCAGAAAAUGCAGUUGGCAGCUGGAGAGCCGGAAGCCACACUGACAUUGGAUGUCUCACGCUGCUGUUCCAGCGGGAUGGGGAGGACGGUCUGGAAAUCUGCCCUGGCAGGGAGACUCACUCCAGCUUUGCCAUGGGUGACACUUUUACACCACUACCAGCCAAGACUGGUCCGAUUGUCGUCAACAUCGGCGACAUGCUCAUGGCUUGGUCCGACGAUCGACUGAAGUCGAACUUCCACAGAGUGCGUGCCAAAGACGUCGGCACAUCUCCGGCACGAUACUCGAUUGCGUAUUUCAAUCAAGGCAGGAGGGACUUUGUGCUGCAAGGUCCUAAGAAGAAGUAG